GUGCCUACAACCACAAAUACUUUAUUGGUUUCCUUCUCUUUCUCCUGUUUAUGUUGUCGUGGUGUGUUCAUGGAACCUUGGCUUAUUGGAGAGUUAAUUGUCCGUUUGAUAUCUAUGAGGACGGAAUUACUGGUAUCCUGUACAAAGUCCUGAGGACCUCCCCCUGGGUGUUCUGGGUGGGGACGAACGCUAUGAUUCACAUUGUGUGGGUGACUGUACUCCUGUCUUGUCAGCUUUAUCAGGUGGUUUGGCUUGGGAUGACCACAAACGAGAGAAUGAAUCAUGGGAGAUACAAAUAUUUAUACGGGAACUUCUCGGAGAGUCACGGCCAAGGCCACAAUCGUAGAGGUCAUGGUCACAGUCACGGGCCGAGCGGGGAAUCUAAACAGAAAGGACAAAAUCCAUUUGACCGUGGACCAAUCAGAAACCUUGUUGACAUAUUAGACUUCCAAUUCUGUGGAUUGAACCGCCCCAAUAGAAUAGAUUGGAUGAACCUUUAUUCUCUACCUGGACAAACUCCACCCCCUCUAGGAAAAAUGAACUUUGGUGUAGCAAGAGAAAAUUACCAGUUUGUUUGAUGAUGUGAACAUCUUUAUGUUACCUUUAGUCACAAUAGUCAGUAUAAAAACUG
Messenger RNA from Saccostrea cuccullata (small rock oyster), 631 nucleotides. RefSeq names its product palmitoyltransferase ZDHHC17-like. Lineage: Eukaryota; Metazoa; Mollusca; Bivalvia; Ostreida; Ostreidae. The annotation marks the transcript as partial. The transcript has 4 exons. Gene Ontology annotation, molecular function: palmitoyltransferase activity. The record is from RefSeq and is a predicted model, not a curated record.